UUCAUCGCAACAAUAGGUACCAGAGUAACAUAAAAUGUCAAGAGUUCUGUUACUCGUAGUACUAGCAGUACAAUCUUUUGUUUUUACCGAAUUGGCUUCGGUGAGCAAAACUGGCAGCGAUGUAAAAGAGACUGAUAGGGAUGAUUAUAAAAAUAUGACCUCUACAGGACUUACUACCGUAUUCACAGAGUCACGGAGUAGCGAAACUGAACUGGAUCAAGCUAUGAACGAAUGUAACGAGACAUUCCGUGUCGAAAUGUCCUAUUUGGAGUCACUCAACGAGAGUGGCAGCUUCCCUGAUGAAACUGAUAGGACACCGAAAUGCUACGUACGGUGUGUGCUUGAAAAGACUGGAGUUGCAUCAGAGGAUGGCAAUUAUGAUCCAGCUAGAACGGCAGUAAUUUUCGCAGGAAAAAGAGCCGGGAGACCUAUGAAUGAUAUCGAGGAAAUCGCAACAGGAUGCGCAAAUCGCAAAGAAUCCUGUAAGUGCGAAAGGGCAUACCAAUACAUAAAGUGCAUGAUGGAAACUGAGAUUCGAAAAUAUGAAUAAAAUUCGUAUCUCCCUGUGCUCUCAAAUAGACGACGUGGCAAUAUAGAUAUAUAGGUACAUAAUAUAUUAUUAAUACAAAAGCAUAUGACUUAUAUUACAUGUGUACAUAAUCAAAAACUGUCUAUUCUGUCUAUUAUGAAUAAAACGUAGUAAGAGAGGAACAA
Molecule: messenger RNA, 714 nt
Organism: Galleria mellonella (greater wax moth)
Lineage: Eukaryota; Metazoa; Arthropoda; Insecta; Lepidoptera; Pyralidae
Gene: Obp84a
Product: general odorant-binding protein 84a
Exons: 4
Coding region: 35-550 (171 amino acids)
Biological process (GO): sensory perception of smell
Molecular function (GO): odorant binding
Source: RefSeq, a predicted model, not a curated record